Drosophila eugracilis is the source of this 991-nucleotide messenger RNA. RefSeq names its product transforming growth factor beta regulator 1. The transcript is spliced from 2 exons. The record is from RefSeq and is a predicted model, not a curated record. The coding region runs from base 94 to 912 and encodes 272 amino acids. Gene Ontology annotation, cellular component: nucleus. NCBI's taxonomy places the organism in Eukaryota, Metazoa, Arthropoda, Insecta, Diptera, Drosophilidae. Gene Ontology annotation, biological process: regulation of cell cycle.
ACCCUGCAGCCCGAUAAACAAAACAAAGCCACGGAUAUAACAACAAUCUGUUCGUAACUCUUGGUUUUAGCUGAAAUUAUUAAUUAAAAAGCCAUGAACUUAAAAUAUAAACGGCGGUAUGAGAGUUUAAAACGAUCCGUGAAGAGUUAUCUACUGGAGAACGCAGCCCUUACAGAUGAGAUCUGCCGCCUUCAGGCAGAGUUAUCUGUCACCAGAUCUCAGAGGCUAUACCUUAUAGAGAGGCUUAUGUUCCAUGAGGGUCUGGAGAAAUCCAAUAAUGGGCGUCCAAAUGUUUCGAAUGGAAAAGUAGACCCCACUGAUUCCCCUGGAGGCCCGAAGAAAAACAAACCAGUUGUUUUGUCAAAGAAACCAAGCGAAGACAAACCAAAAAAUGUGACUAUUAUACGAAAAAAGAAGCCCACGUUUCCGAUGAACUUAAAUAAUGUAUUACUGCACUCACUGGGUGAGAUUAUAUCAGUGAAUCCGAAUUUCCACACCGAUAGUUGGAUCUAUCCAGUGGGAUACGUUGCCACUCGAAUUUAUGCACAUCCCAAGGAUCCGCGUAAAAAAUGUGUAUUCACCUGCAAAAUUUUGAAUAACGCUGGGAUUCCCCAAUUUCAAAUAAUACCGGACAAUGAUCUGGAUGGAGUGUUCUUCGGAGAAAGCGCCAAUACUUGUCACAUGGAACUAUUAAACUCCAUUCAGAGAUCUCCCAGUGUAAAGGUUAAAAUACCCUUCGACGUGCAGGGUGAGGUCUUUUUCGGAUUGUCAAACCAGAAAACCCAAUCGCUUCUUAUGAUGGACCCGGGGUACCAUCUAUGUACAAAUUUCAAAGGGUUCGCAGUGCAAAAUGUUCAGUCAUUAAAUAGUGCAUCAUUAUCGUACGAGACACUCCAAGGGUUUUUGUCUUGAUAUUAGUUUUACUGUAACUUAAGUAUAAGAUUAUAAAAUGAUAAGAAUAAAAAUUAUAAUAAAACCUUUUUCACACAUA